Molecule: messenger RNA, 456 nt
Organism: Umbelopsis ramanniana AG
Lineage: Eukaryota; Fungi; Mucoromycota; Umbelopsidomycetes; Umbelopsidales; Umbelopsidaceae
Exons: 1
Coding region: 184-396 (70 amino acids)
Biological process (GO): translation
Cellular component (GO): ribosome; mitochondrial large ribosomal subunit
Molecular function (GO): structural constituent of ribosome
Source: RefSeq, a predicted model, not a curated record
AGCUGUUAGCAUUUCACAACUUCAACUUGCCAACAUGUCACUUCUGUCCACUGUUUUCUCAGCAUUUCGCACCUCAGUUGCUCGUGCCGGCACCAGCACCGGUAUUGCACCAUCAGCACCUUCGAUGUUCAGGUACUUGACUUUCUUGUCGUUUGUGAGCAAUCACUCAAUGAGACGAGCAAAAUGUUAACAAUAGAAUCUCUCUUUAGCCGAUUAAAUCCCAUGUCCUCGCCAAUUCUUUCCCAAUGCCGUUUUGUCACUUACGGAAACACAUAUCAGCCCUCAAACCUUGUCAGAAAGCGCCGACAUGGUUUCUUGGCUCGUAUUACCAAGAAGAAUGGACGACGAGUGUUGCAACGACGCCAGUUGAAAGGUCGCAAGUACCUUACCCAUUAGAGACAAAGCAAAAUACGACCACAAUUCUAUUUUGCUUAGAAAAAACUAUGUACAAUACCA